AUGGAGAAGUCCGUCGUAGUCCGCCGCGAAACCAAUGGAGACGACGUUGAGGGAGAAGCGGAACGAGAAGCCCUCUUUGCACAGCUCAAAGUUCUCUGCUUGGAGCUUCUGAGCCUAUCGCAAAACCCUCAAAAGGACCCGACCACGAUCCCUGCGCUGCUCCACCUCCUCCGCCGUGCUCCUCCGUCCUAUCUCCAGUCCUUCUUCCACUACACUUUGUUCCCGUUGCUUCUUCUGUUGGAUGCCGCAGUAGCUUGCAGAAGUCACGGGAAUAAUCAGCCGGAGAGUUUCCCCAAAAAACCAUACAGAGUGAGUGAUAAAGUAGCAGAAGGUGUUAUCUCUUGUCUUGAGGAACUUCUCAAGAAAUGCCACAUUGGAUCCGUAGAUCAGAUGGUUGUGAUUAUGAAGAAGUUAACUAGUGGUGCUAUAUUAACGCCAUCUGAGGCUGCUGAAGAGUUUCGCGAAGGCAUCGUCAAAUGUUUCAGGGCGAUGGUCUCUGGUCUGCUUCCAUGCUCUGAUGAUUCUUGCUCGUGUAAGCGCACUCUUGGCUGGCCUCAACUCUCACAUAGAAGAGAUUAUCAAACUCAAGUUUCAGAGUCAUUUAAGUAUGAUUCAGAAACCCGAGAAUGCUUGCUUGCGUUUCUUCAGUCUCACUCUGCUUUGGCUGCUGUGGGUCAUUGGCUCUCCAUCCUUCUCAAAGUGGCUGAUGAUGAGGCUUCUCGAGGACAUCGAGGAAGUGCAAACCUUCGUGUCCAAGCCUUUCUGGCCUUACGCGUACUUGUCGCUAAGAUUGGUACUGCUGAUGUGUUGGCGUUUUUUCUACCCGGUGUUGUUAGCCAAAUUGCCAAAGUGUUGCAUGUUUCUAGAGCAAUGAUAAGUGGAGCUGCAGGAAGUGUUGACGCGUUGGACCAAGCAAUUAGAUGUUUGGCCGAGUUUCUUAUGAUUGUCCUGGAGGAUGAGGCUAAUUCAUCGGCCCUCGACAUUUGUGAUGAUGAUUCCAAGUCUCAGAUGCAUGAAUCUGCACACUCAAUUUUGAACGAACUUCGUUCUUUGACUACCAAAUCACAAGUGCAGAGUUAUGAGCUCACAGAGACUACAAACCAAGAGAUUGUUGAAACCAUCAAUGGACACGAAAAAUCCAGUCUGAAUCUGAGUCGUGACUCCUUUCAUGUUCAACGUACAAAGGAAUGGUUAGAGAGCACUACAUCUCACGUGAAUAAGCUGUUUUGUGAGACAUUUCCUCAUAUUCUUAUUCACCCAGCUGGAAAAGUUAGAUUGGGAUUUCUAGCAGCAAUACGUGGAUUGCUAUCCAAGAGCCCUCGUUCGUUAAAGGGUGCCAGAUUGGUGAUGCUGGAAUGCGUAUGUACUCUGGUUGUUGAUGACUCUGAUGAAGUUUCUGCUGGAGCCCAGGAAUUUCUCGACCAUCUAUUCUCUGAAGGUGCAAAAUAUCACGUAGAGAGUGAUAUAAACAAGAUCUUUAGCAGACUACUUGAGAGGCUUCCAAAAGUGGUUUUAGGGAAUGAGGAAUUGCCUGCACUUUCGGUGGUGAAGCAGUUACUUGUAGUCACUUAUUAUUCUGGUCCUCGAUUUUUGGCGGAUCAUCUUCAGUCUCCCAUAACAGCUAGCAGAUUCCUUGAUAUAUUUUCCCUCUGUCUGAGCCAUAAUUCAGCAUUCACUGGUUCUCUUGAGAAACUCAUCGCAGAAAGGCCUUCAUCAUCGUCGACAGGUUACCUUCCUUCCAUCACAGAGUUAAAAGUGGGGUUCCGGGAGAGCAGUUACAGUCAAGCCGUUCCAAAUAACACCGAAUCAGAUGGAGGAAAAUUGGAGAUAUCAUCGGCCACUAGCUAUAUCUUACCUCGCAUGCCUCCUUGGUUCUCUCAUGUUGGUAGCCAGAAGCUCUACGAAAUGCUCGCUGGAAUCCUUAGACUUGUAGGUUUAUCCUUAAUGACAGGAUUUGAAAAUGAAGGGCGUUUAGCAGUCAUCUUGGAUAUUCCUCUGGGGUUCUUUCGUAAACUGGUUUCAGAUGUUCGUGGAAAAGAGUAUAACGGAGAAGACUGGGAAGCUUGGUGUAAUCGAACUGGUUCAGGACAGUCAGUUCGCCAGGCGGCAACCGCUUCUUGUAUCUUGAACGAGAUGAUUUUUGGUCUAUCAGAUCAAGCGACGAAUGAUCUCUCAAGACUGCUUCAGAAGUCGAGAAAGGGAAGAGACAAACUUUCCUGGGAAAUCUCAUGGAACAAACGUGCAAAAACUCAUCUGAUUGAUUGUGUUGGCAAAAUCUUGCACGAAUACCAAUCUUCUGAAGUGUGGGAUCUCCCCGUGGACCAAAAGGCAAUUCCUGCACAAACCGAUACCGACGUUCAACAUAUUAAUCUGCAUUUCCUAAGGGACACUGCAAUGCUACACCAAGUCAUUAUAGAAGGAGUAGGAGUGUUUUCCUUGUGCCUUGGGGAAGAUUUUGCUUCAAGUGGAUUUCUUCACUCUUCGCUUUACCUUCUGCUUGAGAGCCUUACUUGCUCUAGCUUCCAAGUUAGAAAUGCUUCAGAUGCUGUCUUACGUCUUCUUGCUGCAACCUCAGGCCAUCCAACAGUAGGGCAUCUGGUUGUAGCAAAUGCGGAUUAUGUAGUUGACUCUAUUUGUCGUCAGUUGCGCCACCUGGAUCUUAAUCCUCAUGUCCCAAAUGUUCUUGCUGCUAUGCUUUCUUAUAUUGGAGUUGCCCAUGAAAUAUUGCCUUUGUUGGAGGAACCGAUGCGAUUGGUUUCCCAAGAACUAGAAAUUGUUGGUAGACAACAGCAUCCGAAUCUAACGUUACCCUUCUUAAAGGCUGUUGCUGAGAUUGUAAAAGCAUCAAAGAACGAGGCUUGUCUAUUACCAGACCGAGCCAAGUCAUAUAGUGACCAUGUCAAGAGCAAAGCAUCCGUUGCGAUAACAUCAUGGCAAGAGAAAGGCUCAGAUUCUGACAAAGCUAAGGACGAGGAAGAAUGGGAAAACAUACUGCUUGAACUGAAUCGUUCCAAACGAUACAGACGCACAGUUGGAUCGAUCGCAUCUUCAUGUUUAAUUGCAGCCACGCCUCUCCUUGCAUCAUCAAGUCAAGCCUCAUGCUUGGUUUCCCUCGAUAUAAUCGAGGAAGGUGUAGUGGCGCUGGCUAAAGUGGAAGAAGCUUAUCGAGCUGAGACAGAAACCAAAGAAACGAUGGAAGAAGUCAUUGAGUUUGCUUCACUCUAUCAGCUUAAAGACUACAUGAAUGCUACCGACGAUGGAGCAGACGAAAACCGGCUUUUACCCGCUAUCAACAAAAUCUGGCCUUUCUUUGUUGCUUGCAUUCGAAACAAAAACCCUGUGGCUGUGCGGAGAUGCUUAACCGUGAUAACCCGAGUCAUUCAAACAUCCGGAGGAGAUUUCUUCACGCGCCGUUUCCGCAGCGACGGCCCGGACUUCUGGAAGCUUUUAACAACAUCUCCGUUCUACACCAUGACCCCCAAAAACCUCCGGGAAGAGAACAAACCAGUUCUCCGGCUCCCUUACAGAACCAUGUCUGUAUCUCCCGAGUCUUCUUCUUCGAUUGCUGAAGUUUCCAGCAUGAAAGUGCAGGCCGCACUUCUCGAUAUGAUCGCCGAGCUCUCCAGAGACAAACGCAGCGCUUCAGCGUUGGAUGCAGUCUUGAAAAAAGUUGCAGGGUUGGUCGUUGGGAUCGCGUGCAGCGGCAUAACUGGCUUAAGAGAAGCGGCUUUGAAUGCGCUGAGAGGUCUGGCUUGCAUUGAUCCUGAUCUCAUAUGGAUUCUCUUAGCCGAUGUGUACUAUUCUCUCAAGAAGGAGAAACACGUGCCUUCGCCACCAUCUCCGGAGUUUCCUGAGAUCUCUAAGGUUUUGCCUUCACCAGCACAAGAUUCUCCGGCGAGAUAUUUAUAUGUGGAGUACGGUGGUCGGAGCUAUGGUUUUGAGCUGGAGUUCAGCUCCGUUGAGACCAUCUUCAAGAAAAUGCAGACUCUCGUCUUUGUAGACCAAACGCUUUGUUAA
Molecule: messenger RNA, 4017 nt
Organism: Thlaspi arvense
Lineage: Eukaryota; Viridiplantae; Streptophyta; Magnoliopsida; Brassicales; Brassicaceae
Source: the annotation of a GenBank genome assembly